UGCUCGAAGGUGUGCAAAACCACUCAUACAACAUGGCGAAGAAUUGCAUAAAAUCGGUUUGCUCGUGAUUUGGUGCAAAAUAAUUUCGAAUUUUCUUUAAAAACGAGUUGUUUUCAAAAGUAAAAAAGGUGUAGGUAGUUAUUUAAAACAUUUAACCAUCCAGCAAAAGCUUAAACGCCCAUCUCCGGCGUCGGAUCGUGGUCCCGCAAAUGGAAACCCGCGACCGGUACAGGAGUCCUCCGCCGUCGAGGGGAGAUCGCGGGUACUGUGCCCAGGACGCUUGCAGGAAGCGAUCUAGGUCGAGGAUUGCUAGCGGGACGAAAAGGAAAAGAGAUUGGUGUGCAAGCCACUGUUAGAUCUGGAAGGUGAGAAGGGCAGACGAAGUGGACGCCGCAAACCCGUUCCGGCGGCCGCCGUAACCAACCCAUCUCAAAAGCGAUCAAGAUACAGCAACGUUUCGUUACGCCAACCUGGGAGUCAGCUCGUCAACCCCCUGAUACACCCACGCCGAGGAGCUCCACGUAACGCACGAUGAUCUGCUCGGAAGGAUGUCACAGCGCCGGCGGCCAAAGACAUUCUGUCGGACCUGAGCAGACUUCGGGCUGGUGCCGAGAUGACCCGGUUAACGCAGGAUCAGUUGCUGCAGGAAUCUCCAAAGAUUCGUUCCGGAAAGGAGUUGGUCGCGAUUCGGAGAGGACUGUUGGCUUGUUCAAGUGCUUACCGAGACCGGAGGCGUCGAUUGAGACCAGUUUUCGAUGGAGCUGGUUCUGCCAUCCACAUCUUCCAUCGAUCUGCCUGACCUCCAUUGGGGAUUGGUGCUACCUCCUAACCCACUUUCUUCGCGUCGGGCCACAUCGUCCUGCUCACGAAUAGGAGAACGUCGAACUCAGGAAGUGCACCUUGGCAGCGAAGUGAGUUAGCAACGAAUCAUUGCCACCAAGAUCCGGCCACUUACCAACGGCCUGCCAAAAGAGGUUCCCGCUGUCAAAUGCGAUUGCUUGUAAGAGUACUUAGAACUAGACUUAGAAUAUAAAUAAAAAACACACUCACAAAUAACAAACCCUCCCCGAAAAACAAAAACACUUUCAAAUAAAAAACGUAAAUUAGUAGCAUCAUAAAUAAAAACAUUGUAAUAAAUAUUGAAAGAAAAUUGAAACAGAAAUUUUACAUUAGCGAUACCAAAUAAAAAUAAAGCACGUUUCUAUUAAAAAUCAAAUGAAAAGUAUAUUAAAAACUAUGAAUUUGCAACAAACAUAUUAUAAGUGGGUGCAUAUUAAAAUCUGUGAGCAUUGCAUAUACUGUUCAUGUGCUGUGAACAUACAUUUUAUAUGCGUUAGCAUAUUUAAAAUUCAUAUCCAUGUAUACGUAAUGCUGAUAGAGUUUAUAUGCAGGGCUCACACCGUUUAUGUACAGAAGCAUUUUGCAAAAAUCUAUAUGCAAAACUAAUAGCAACAAUCAUGAUAUUUAUUUCAGUGUAUUAACUCUUA
This is a messenger RNA of Culex pipiens pallens (northern house mosquito), 1487 nucleotides long. RefSeq lists its product as uncharacterized. Lineage: Eukaryota; Metazoa; Arthropoda; Insecta; Diptera; Culicidae. The record is from RefSeq and is a predicted model, not a curated record. Bases 532 to 873 code for a protein of 113 amino acids. The transcript is spliced from 3 exons.